AAGAGGAGCCGCCCCAAGGAAUUAGAGCAAGAAACCUACUGGGUCGCUCCAAUCUUUAUAUCCAUCCAAAGAUUACAGAAGCCAAUGACAACUCAACUGGUGGAGAAGUGGUGCAGUCUGAAAUGGCAAUUGUGCUGCAUGACACAGAGACACCUGACCAUGGCAGGCACAAUGUACAGGAGCCAGAGGUUAUCAGUGGUCUGCAUGAAAACCAUACAGCUCAUUCUAGUAGGCAUGGUCUCCAGGAACCAGAGGUUAACAGGGAAGAGUUUUACAUCGACUCUGCCGAGUCAGAAGUAUCAGACCUGGAUGAGGCUGUCCUGGCUUCCCCUGAACAAAAUGAUUCACAUGACGAGAUGGACCUUGCUACUGUGUUAAAAGAUUUCCAGGAAACGCAUCUUGACACCAGCAAUUAUUGUACAGUGAUAGCCCGACGAAGGAAAAUCCUACAUAGUGCCUGCAUGGCACUUUCGAAGUCCUAUUUUUCCUGGCAUAAAUUGCCAAAUAUUGAAUUCGUUGGUGAAAUGGCCGAUGAUUAUGGAGGCCCAAGGCGGGAAUUUUUUCGCUUACUUAUGGUCGAAACUCAGAAUUCCCUAGGGAUUUUUGAGGGGAAGCCUGGCAGCCUGUUGUUCUGUUAUAGCCAGCAGUUGCUGUCAAGCAACAAGUUUUAUACGGCUGGUAAACUGAUUGCUUGGUCCAUAGCACACAAUGGGCCAGGGCCACGGUGUAUCAAUAGACACCUGUUCUGUUUGAUGUGUGGCCAGAAGACAUCUCUUGAUGACUUUGAUGUCGAGGUCUUCAUGGACGAAGACAUUAAACAGAACAUAGAAAAGGUUUCCAACUGCAGCACCCCAGAAGACCUGGCAGACUUGAAAAGUCACCUUGGGGACUGGAUUGCAGGCUGUGGUAUCCCUGACAUCUACACUGCCACACUACUUGAUGUUAUGAGGAUAAGGGGCGAGAUUGUAUCUCAUUUUGCAUUUCACAGGGUUGCCAGCAUGAUUCAACAGUUUGUUGCCGGUAUGGACUCGUGUGGUCAGUUCUGGCAAAUGGUGAAGAGAUGCUGGAAGCAGUUCCUUCCUGUAUUUACAAAUGCAGGAAAUAAACUUACAAGGAACAGCUUCCAGGAUCUCUUCACCAUUGGAUGGAGUCCAGCUGGAAGUAACAGACGUGAAGAAGAGGAAGCCACCAUCUUUCAGUGGGAAUGGUGGCUUAUGGCCAUUCAGGAGCAUGAGGUGGACCACGCGUUUGAAGAGCUGCUGGUCUUUAUAACUGGGGCUGACUUACUUCCACCACUGGGGUUCCCACAGUCCUGCAACAUAGACUUUUACGAUCAGGAGCCUGGGAUGCGGCGCAUCCCAUACGCAUCAACGUGCAGCUUAUCCCUCUAUCUUCCAAGAGGUGUUGCAGAUGAAGAUCAAUUUAAAGAUCUUAUGAACGAUGCAUUAAAAGGAUCCCUUGGAUUUGGCAAGGUGUAGCGGCAUACAUGAACUGAUGCUGGGAAGCUGUUAUUAAAACUUGUGGCCUUGUGAUGAAGUUUAUUUUAAGUGUUCUUAAAUGGGAUUGCUCCUGGCACUCAGGCUUCUUAAAGCUUUUACAUUUUAAAAGUGAACAUUCAUUUGUU
Oreochromis niloticus (Nile tilapia) is the source of this 1624-nucleotide messenger RNA. Its product is annotated as G2/M phase-specific E3 ubiquitin-protein ligase. The record is from RefSeq and is a predicted model, not a curated record. Lineage: Eukaryota; Metazoa; Chordata; Actinopteri; Cichliformes; Cichlidae. The transcript is spliced from 10 exons. Bases 123 to 1478 code for a protein of 451 amino acids. Gene Ontology annotation, molecular function: ubiquitin-protein transferase activity.